Messenger RNA from Homarus americanus (American lobster), 610 nucleotides. RefSeq names its product actin-related protein 2/3 complex subunit 1A-like. Gene Ontology annotation, biological process: Arp2/3 complex-mediated actin nucleation. The record is from RefSeq and is a predicted model, not a curated record. Gene Ontology annotation, molecular function: actin filament binding. Gene Ontology annotation, cellular component: actin cytoskeleton; Arp2/3 protein complex. The coding region runs from base 337 to 564 and encodes 75 amino acids. NCBI's taxonomy places the organism in Eukaryota, Metazoa, Arthropoda, Malacostraca, Decapoda, Nephropidae. The transcript has 5 exons.
GGAGGAAAACGUAAUUAUGUCUUGUGAAUCCGCGCUAGAACGAAUAUGCAUCCCAGCCGGGGGGGAGAGACGCCAUGGCGUUGUUUACAUCCCGGGGCCCAGUAGCAGGUCCCAGCCUCUUCCUUCUCGGGUGAUUUCUAGAGUAAAUAAUUGAGAGAAGACUACAAGUGUGUCCCAUCCCUGAAUUGGGAGUUCCCUGCUUUGUGCUUUAAGUCAGGCCAACAGGUUGAGACUCAAGCUGUUUUGGUCACAAGUCAGGACUUGAGGAUGUUGACCAGAGUCCGCUAAUAUCCUUCAAUAUUUAGUGUUACAGACACCUGCUCCAAGUGAUACGCCAUGACAGAAGUGUUCCGGUUCGGCCUCGUGCCCAUCGCUUGUCGUGCCCGGAAUGAGGACCGCAGCCAAGUGGCAUUGAGUCUCAACAACAAUGAAGUGAAUAUAUAUGGCAGAGCUGCAUCAGAGUGGAAGCUUCAGGAAACACUCCAGGGUCAUGAUCUGCGUGUCACAGGCAUUGACUGGGCUCCCAGCACCAAUCGCAUUGUUACAUGUGGAGCAAUGAGUUAACGACUAAACCCUUGAGAAAUUAACAACUGGAUCAUGGAGACUCUGC